AAUGAGAAUUUAUGAUUUUUUUUUUCUUUGGCAGACAUCAAGAUGGGGUUAGACUGUGGAGGCAGAAUGGGGCAGAUCAUUUUGGUUGUCAUCAACACAAUUUUUGUGUUGAUUGCUCUCGGGAUGUUGAUCCCAGGGAUCGCCUUACAGACGAACUUUGAUUUUGUGACGGACGAGAUAAAACCUGUUUUAGACGAGAUCAAAGUCACGGGAGCGGGUCUCGGAUCUGUUAUCCAAAAUCUAGGGAUCGGACUUAUCAUACUGGGUCUAUUCAUAUUCUCGUUCGCCACCUUAGGGCUGUUCGGAGCUUUUUGUAAAAACAAGUAUAUUCUGACAACUUACGCCAUUAUCGUGCUGCUGUCGAUGGUGGGGCAAGUCACCGUGGUAACGCUGUGGUUCAUCAUGCAGAAUACGCUUAACUCUACUGUAAAGGAAGAGCUGUCGACUGUGUUAAGGAACACUUACUCUGAGGACAGCCUCAACGGAACCAGCCAACAGAGUAACGGAUGGAACUUCCUUUUUCUGACGCUAAAAUGUUGUGGUGUGGACGCAGUAAAAGCCCAAACAGCAGGGGAUUUCGCCAAUACUCCUAACUGGAGUGGUAAAAUGCCAGGCCAGCUCAUCCCCACGUCUUGUUGUAAGGAAACCACAGCUGCCACCUACACUGCAUCGGCUAAUUGUACAGACAACGUGGCCGCGGGAACCUUCUAUGAGCAGGGAUGUUAUGACGCGACGAUUGCCAAGUUUGAUACAUCCAGAUAUAACGGUAUUUUACUUGGAAUUGUCAUAACAGUUCUAAUCACCAAGAUAAUUGCCGUUGUUGCUGCUCUCUGUAUUUGCCGAGGCGCUGAUGACGAUUAAAAAACAGCCAAAGAAAAUCAGUUCUAACUUAAGAUGUUACGUGUCCCC
Molecule: messenger RNA, 909 nt
Organism: Saccostrea cuccullata (small rock oyster)
Lineage: Eukaryota; Metazoa; Mollusca; Bivalvia; Ostreida; Ostreidae
Product: tetraspanin-9-like
Exons: 7
Coding region: 43-861 (272 amino acids)
Cellular component (GO): plasma membrane
Source: RefSeq, a predicted model, not a curated record